UAAAAAUGAAUUAACUUUAACAACAAUAAGAUCAAACGUUAUUAAUGAAGGCUAAAGUAGAAUAGAUAGUUGAAUUCAUCAAUAAUCCUAAUUAAGAUAAGAUCCAAUAAAUUAUUGAAUUUAUCUAAGACUUAUCAAAAAUUCAUUUCUCACCUUAAAUUGAAUAUUAUCCUGGUAAAUUUUGUGCUCUUUCAUCAACCUUUUUCAAUUAAACAGUUAAAGAGGAUUUUAUUGAACAUAAGGGUUAUUAUUUUCUAGCAUCAAAAGUAAGAGAAUAUUACAGAAGAGGGGAUUACUAUGAUAUUUCUAUUGGAGAUUUAUAAUUUACAUAUUAUGAUGGAAAUAAUGUCUCCCAAGUACUAAUUGAAUUAACUUCAGAAUUUUUAGAAAAAAUAUUUUCAAAAAAUUAUGUGGAAAUUCUAAAAAAGUAUAAUUUAUUUUAAAUUAAGAUCUGCUGAAUUCUAUCAAAUGCAAGAAUAAAAAAUAGAUUUUAUUUGUUAAAAGACAUUAAAAAAAUAUUUUAUAUCAGAUGGAAUCAGAAUUGAUCAUUAAGAUGUUUCGAUAUUUUGGGCUUUAGAUAAUCUUCAUUUAUUAGAUGAAAAUUAAAAAAAUUUUGUACUAGAAUACUAAAAAUUGUAGUCUUCAAUUAGAUGA
This is a messenger RNA of Paramecium sonneborni, 654 nucleotides long. The record is from the annotation of a GenBank genome assembly. Lineage: Eukaryota; Ciliophora; Oligohymenophorea; Peniculida; Parameciidae.